AUGCAGUCUCUGAAAGCGAAACGGAACCAUCAACUAGUGCUUUACCUGAAACCUCAGCUACCCUUCAGAUGGAGGUUUUCAAGCACAUCGGCCAAUGUUGAAAAAAUUAAUGACGUGCUCAAGAUUUUAUCGCCUCUUCCAGACGCCUCUAAGAAAAGACUGAUUGUAAGAAAAAGAAGGACCCAGAAAAGUCAGAUUUUGACGUCAUCGCCGUAUAAAAAUGAGCUGGUGGAAAAGACCAAAGAUCCUAAAAAGAUGCCAAAGAUCACGAAAAAUAUGAAGAACCUAUUGAAAAAGAAAAAUCCUACACCUAAACCACGUCCUGAACAUCAGGAAACUGAAUGCAUCAUUUGUGAAUGCGAAACUGAAUGCAAAACGUUUGAUGAGGAUUGGAUCCAAUGCAAUAAAUGUCAAGACUGGGCUCAUGAGGCAUGUGUAGAUAUAAAUCCACCCAAUUUAUACUACAACUGUGAUGUUUGUGUUGCCAAAAAACGAUUUCGUCAUUAA
Messenger RNA from Temnothorax curvispinosus, 507 nucleotides. RefSeq names its product lysine-specific demethylase 5B-like. The record is from RefSeq and is a predicted model, not a curated record. NCBI's taxonomy places the organism in Eukaryota, Metazoa, Arthropoda, Insecta, Hymenoptera, Formicidae. The transcript has a single exon. The coding region runs from base 1 to 507 and encodes 168 amino acids.